Molecule: messenger RNA, 1794 nt
Organism: Ilyonectria robusta
Lineage: Eukaryota; Fungi; Ascomycota; Sordariomycetes; Hypocreales; Nectriaceae
Product: nucleotide-diphospho-sugar transferase
Exons: 4
Coding region: 1-1794 (597 amino acids)
Source: RefSeq, a predicted model, not a curated record
AUGCAGAGGGUUGGGCGGAGACUGAGCCAGGCCGUUCUCGGGAGCACCCCUUACGAGGUCGAUGACAAGGCCACGUUCAGGGGCGGGGAGCUGCAUCGAAAGCGAUGGGCGCAGCUCCUUUUUGAAUACACCUUCUACGUCUUCUUGCUGGCAUUUACUUACUUUGUGUUCGUCGGCAUUCCCCUCUGGGAAGGUGCAGUGUGGUGGCUAUACUGGGCGUUCCAGCACAAGUUCGCCGUGACGGUGGCAUUCGUCGUCGUCUUUGGCAUUGCGGCAUUAUACGCCUGCGUCCCGCUGCUCAUGCUAUUCGAACGCGACCCGACGCCCAACCACAACCCGCAUUACGACGCAACCAAGGACUACACCGCGCAAAACACUGCACUCCUCAUUCCCUGCUGCAGAUCAGCAUCCAUCAUCGGAGCAACUCUCGAAGCAGCCUUGAAGAUAUUCCCGGCGUCUCACAUCUUCGUCGUCGCAAAUGGCAAUUCCCCAACGCCGCUGGACGACACCGAGGACAUCUGUUCGCAGUACGGCGUCACACACCUCUGGUCUCCCAUCGGCUCCAAGAUUGUCGCGCAGUUCGUCGGUUGCUACGCCGCCAAGGACUUCCAGCACGUCUUGCUCAUCGACGAUGACUGCACGCUGCCCGCGGAUUUCCCCAUCGCCGGCGACCGGCUGGUGGGCAAGGUCAAGUCAAUCGGAUACACCAUCAAGAGCGUCGCCGCCGACGGGUCAAAGGGCAACUACUGCCAGCAGGCGCAGGAUUUCGAGUACAAGAUUUCCGGCAUCCACCGUGCUUUUGCGGGCUUCAUCGGCAGCGCGACCUUCCCGCACGGCGCCAUCUCGCUCUGGGACCGCGAGUUUCUCAUUCGCGUGUUCCACGAUCACCCCGGCUUCUCCGUGUCUGAGGAUUGGUUCUUUGGACAUAGCUGUCGUCGUCUCGGUGGUCGCAUCGAGAUGUGCUCUGCCGUCUUUGUCGCGACUGAAACGCCGCCCGCUGUCUUCUACAACCCUGGUGGUGGCCGUGGUGGUGUCGGCGAGAUGACGGUGUUCCAACAGCGAUUCUCGAGAUGGAAUAUGUUCUUGAUCAGCCGAAUCUGGUACAAUAUGUCCUACAUCGUCACCAGCUGGAACCUGGGUUGGUCGGAGCUCGGUACGAAGUUAUUUGUCUUCCAGGAGGUAUAUGAGACAAUCUCAUAUCUCCUCACUCCAUUCGUUCUUCCAAUUUCACUCAUCGUCCAGCCGGAACUCUGUGGCUGCCUCGUUGCGGGCACGGUUGGCCUAUACGUCGUCAAUUGCAUCAUCUUCAACGAACUCCAUCUGCGCCUCAAAAAAGAGCGUGUUAGCUACAUAGUUCUCAUCUUCUAUUAUAUGCCGUAUAAGAUUAUGCUCACAGCCAUCGACGUUGUCAGCUGCUACUGUGCCAUCUUCAAACAUGCCAGAUGCUUUGCCAAUCGCCAGCCCAAGGUUAUCGAAGACGAGAACACGGUCGAGAUUGUUCUCCGUCUUGAAGAUGCCACGGACCAGAAAAUGCUACAAACGCCAGGUCUUCCAUUCCAAGGUCGCAAGAUGAGCGUGACAACUGUCAUUACCAGGAUGAGCGUCUCAGGAAACGACAUGAAUAUCCCGGUCCCGCUACUUACUGGAAGCCAAGCUAGAGCCAAACGUUCCAGUAAGAGCGGUAGGGGGAUCAGUGUUCAGUUUGCGGACUUGCCAAAAUCUCCCAACGUACCCCAGAAUAGGUUUUCAAGACUGUUCGGACCUAAGUCUGUUCUCAAGGUGGAGGAUGUUUGA